This is a messenger RNA of Gymnodraco acuticeps, 1318 nucleotides long. RefSeq lists its product as uncharacterized. The transcript is spliced from 6 exons. Gene Ontology annotation, molecular function: nucleic acid binding. The coding region runs from base 197 to 1231 and encodes 344 amino acids. The record is from RefSeq and is a predicted model, not a curated record. NCBI's taxonomy places the organism in Eukaryota, Metazoa, Chordata, Actinopteri, Perciformes, Bathydraconidae.
GGAACGCAUUGAAAUGAUUGAAACUGGAAAGAGCGAAAAUGUCUUUGCAACCUUACUCUGAUAUCAUUUUAGAUAUGGCAAAACAGGGUUUGCCAUCUGCAGAAAUUUCUGCACGCAUAUCCCACGAAAGUGGAGGCGGAAGAGGAUUUCUGCAAGAAAUGUGAGGAGAUUUUGCGCUGCAAAGGGUUCAAGCUUGAUGGGACUACCAGACGCUCAUUUGGAGUUGGAGGUGGCUAAAGCCAUUACCGAGACAGGACCUACAUAUGGAAGAAGGAUGAUGAAGGGGUAUCUCGCCACAAAAGGAGUGCAUGCUGCAGAGACACGAAUUGGAGCAGUGCUCAGGACUUCGCAUCAGCCUUACCAUGAAGCAAGAUGUCAGGGUGCUCGCAAUCUCAACUCCACACCAUAUCGAGCAGACUACAUGGGUCAAAAGGUUCAUAUGGACCAAAAUGAAAAGCUGGCUAUGUUUGGGGUCACCCAUGUUGUGGCCAUUGAUGGCUUCAGCAAAAAGAUUGUUGCUCAUUCUUCAAUGCCUAUAAAAAACAACCUAGUCAUCUACGAAGAUGUUUUCAGGCCUGCAGUACUUGCCAAUGGAAUGUGGGAUCAGGUGCGAGUAGAUCAUGGCAAGGAAUUUUAUUUGACACUCUUCAUGCAGGAGCUGCUGUCAUCCUAUCGCCAUAAUCAGGAGAGAAGGCCUUACUUACAGACGUCAUCCACAAGAAAUCAUGUAGUUGAACGAAUCUGGCCUGAGGUCAAUAAUCGUGUCAACUAUCCCCUAAAGACAGCCCUGCUGCAGUUGGUGGAUCAAGAGGAACUAGACAUGGAUGAAAACCUUGUCAGAUACUGCGUGUCCAACCUGACAGGCCAGUUGUGCCACAUUGGUCUUACAAUGGUGGUGGAGUCGUGGAAUGCUCACCGAAUACCAGGUAAAGGCAUACCAAACGACUUGGCUGGCAGUGGUUGCCCCAAAAAAAUCCCCCAGGAGCUGUUGCCUCAUUCACUUGAAGCAGCCGACCUUUACAAACAACAUCUGGGAUCCCAACUGACCAUACAUUCUACUUUUGGAGUUGAUCCAUUCUCAACCGAACAGGACAAACUUACAGUUGAGAAUCAGUUUGCAGAGAAAUAUUCUGACAUAUCAGACUUGUUCUUUAGAGCAGUGAAUAACGACUUUGCUCCAUACAAAGAGGCAUUGCUCCAUCUCAUAACUACAACUCAGCGCAAUGUGUGAAAACACAUUUGCUCCAUUAGAACUGAAAGGGUAAAAUACUUGUUAUUGACAUAAUUAUUUGAUCGACAUUAAAAUGUGUCUUUACCA